AUGACUACUGCAGAUGAGCCAUCCAUAACUCUUUCGCACUUACAUCGCGCAGAUGGCUCGGCGACCUUUUCGCGGAAUGGAUUCACCGUGAUUGGCGCCGUAAAUGGCCCACUGGAAGUUUCUCGACGCGAUGAAAUUCCUGACAAGGCCGUAGUCGAUGUAAUUAUACGACCUGCAGUUGGUUCUGGAGAUACCCGGGAACGAUACCUCGAAUCCAUUCUCCAGUCUUCACUGCGUCAAAUAAUACUCGUACAAGACUUUCCGCGAAGCCUAAUUCAAAUCACACUUCAAGUUAUUGACACCCCUGAGAAUGACUUUUCUGCUCAAAGGGGUGUACGAGAUAUUUCGUCCCUAGCCUUAAUUCCAGCUCUAAUUCAAACUGCAAUCCUAUCUCUACUAUCUGCUUCAAUUCCUAUGAUACUGACAUUAACGUCAAUUCAUAUCUCUGUUCAACCUACCGGUUCCUUUACUCGUAUCAUUCCGAAUCCAUCAAUUUCUCAGAUGCUUGAAGCAAAAUCUAUUCAUGUGCUUGCUUUUACUUCUCAGGGAGAUUUGUUACUUGCGGAAAGCGAGGGAUCCUUUAUGAUGACCGAGUGGAACGAAAUUUAUAACACUGGGAAGCAAAUUUGUUGUGAAGGAGAUAAGGGUGAAGGCCAAAGCGGAUCAAUCAACCACAUUACUUCGAACAUCCAUUCGAAGAUCAGUGAAGAACUGCAUUGGCAGCAGUGA
Messenger RNA from Blumeria graminis f. sp. triticale, 729 nucleotides. NCBI's taxonomy places the organism in Eukaryota, Fungi, Ascomycota, Leotiomycetes, Helotiales, Erysiphaceae. The record is from the annotation of a GenBank genome assembly.